AUAAACAGGCCAUUACUUUCGCAGUUAGACGAGAAGACAAAAUAAAUUUUUGAUUUAUUACACACCUGUGUUUAACCAACGAGGCCGGUGGAAAUCGAAAGUAAAGCUGCAUGGGCCGGGUGGUGUUGAUCUAGCCCAUUCAUUUGCUUGAUUUAAUGCUGAAGGGAUUAUUAGUAGGAUCACUUUGCAAAAGUUUUAGACGUCUUGCGUAUUACUCAUUAACAAGAUCUUUAGCAAAAGGUCAAGCUCAAUUUCUUUCACCAGCAAAAUAUCACCAAAUACCUUUGAUUUUAUCGAACAAAAUGGCUGACGCAACAAAUGAAGAAGGAAAGCCUUUGUCUAAGAAUGCAUUAAAGAAGUUGGAAAAAGAAAGACUGAAAGCAGAGAAAAAAGCAGAAAAGAAGUCUCAAUUAGAAGAAGAAGCUGCCAAACAGUCUACUGAGGAUGUUAGUAAAGGAAGGUAUGGUGAUAUGGAGAUGGUACAAUCUAAAGAAAAAACAAAGAAAGUGUGGACCGACGUUUGUAAACUCGAUUUAUCAAAGAAGGGAGAACGAGUAUUAGUUCGAGCUAGAUUGCACACCAGUCGGGGAACAGGUAAACAAUGCUUUAUAAUGUUGCGCCAGAGACAAUACAGCAUUCAAGCUUUGGUUGCUGUCAGCGAAAAUAUAAGUAAACAGAUGGUGAAAUAUACUUCCAACAUUGCGAAAGAAUCAAUUGUUGAUGUCGAAGGAACUAUUGUGGCAGUUGAUCAGAAGAUUACAAGUGCCAGUCAACAAGAUGUUGAAAUUCAAAUAGAAAAGGUAACAUUGUUUUAAUUGUUAUGUUUUAUUCACUACCUAAAUUUUGGUU
Hydractinia symbiolongicarpus is the source of this 849-nucleotide messenger RNA. RefSeq names its product aspartate--tRNA ligase, cytoplasmic-like. The record is from RefSeq and is a predicted model, not a curated record. The coding region runs from base 156 to 815 and encodes 219 amino acids. Gene Ontology annotation, biological process: aspartyl-tRNA aminoacylation. Gene Ontology annotation, cellular component: aminoacyl-tRNA synthetase multienzyme complex; cytosol; cytoplasm. NCBI's taxonomy places the organism in Eukaryota, Metazoa, Cnidaria, Hydrozoa, Anthoathecata, Hydractiniidae. Gene Ontology annotation, molecular function: RNA binding; ATP binding; aspartate-tRNA ligase activity. The transcript is spliced from 7 exons.